AUGACAGUCAACAGUCAUGUUACUAUUUCAUCUGUCCGUACAUCUUCCUUGCUGGACCUGAGCAACUGCAAGAACAAUCUGGAGCCUGUUUAUGAGGCCCACAUCGGCAGCCUGCAAAAGCAGCUGGAUGGGCUGUCUGGGGACAGAGUGAGGCUGGACUCGGAGCUGAGGGGCAUGAGGGAUACCGUGGAGGACUGCAAGAAGAGGUAUGAAGAAGAAAUAAACAAGCGUACAACUGCUGAGAAUGAAUUUGUGGUGCUUAAGAAAGAUGUGGAUGCAGCGUACAUGAGCAAGGUGGAGCUGCAGGCCAAGGUGGAUGCCCUGGAUGGAGAGAUCAAGUUCCUCAAGUGUCUGUACGAGGGGGAGAUUGCUCAGAUGCAGUCCCACAUAAGUGACACAUCUGUCAUCUUGUCCAUGGACAACAACCGAAACCUGGAUCUGGACAGCAUCAUUGCCGAAGUCCGUGCUCAGUAUGAGGACAUUGCCCUGAAGAGCAAAGCUGAGGCUGAGAUGGUGUACCAGACCAAGUUCCAAGAGCUGCAGCUGGCAGCUGGCCGACAUGGAGAUGACCUCAAACACACCAGGAACGAGAUCUCUGAGUUGACACGGCUCAUCCAGAGACUGCGAUCAGAAAUUGAGAGUGUGAAGAAGCAAUGCUCCAACCUGGAGACAGCCAUCGCUGAUGCCGAACAGCGAGGUGACUGUGCCCUCAAGGAUGCCCGGGCCAAACUGGAUGAGCUGGAGGGCGCCCUGCAGCAGGCCAAGGAGGAGCUGGCUCGGAUGAUGCGGGAGUACCAGGAGCUGAUGAGUAUGAAGCUGUCCCUGGACAUCGAGAUCGCCACCUACCGCAAGCUGCUGGAGGGCGAGGAGUGCAGGAUGUCUGGGGAACACACCAGUGCUGUGAGCAUCUGUGAGUAUUUCAUGUUUCUGAGGCAUAGUGCCAGGCAGCCCCAACAAGCACAAAGUAAAUGCGUGGGUGCCUGCCAUCAGGGUCCCUGUGGAGCAUCCUGUACUCAUCCUCCUGCCUCCACCAUUCCGAGCUAUUUCUUUGUCCCGGUCAUCAGCAGCUCCACACCCGGGGCCGUCGGUGCUGGGGCCAGCUUUGGAUUCGGCAGCACCAGCACCUAUGGCUACCGGUCCAGCUCUGUGGGUGGGGGCUACAACAUACUGUCUGGGGGCUGUGUCACUGGGAGUGGGAAUUGCAGUCCCCGUGCAGAGACCAAGGCCAGACUGGACCGCGCCACGUGGCUGUGGUCUGGGAGGUUCUCGGCCCUGCUGAGGAUGUUCAGCCUCCCCUGCUGCCACUUUGUCACCCGAAACCCUUGGAGCGCCUUCUCCCGACACCUUCCACUCUUCAUCCCAGAUGCUCAGGGCCAGCAAAAGCACCCGUUCUUUGUGAACACCUCCUGUUUCUGCCAGGCUCUCCUACAUCCCCCGAGGAAACUCCUCAUGAGUGGCACGUCCCUGCGUAGAGACUUCAGGGAGUCCCUGAAUGAAAGGGAAAGCCCAAGCGAGGCACCUGGUGUGUGGAGACAGAGCUGCUCUGCUGUGCAAAUAGGAACAGAUUCUUCUGGGGAUCCCACUGGGAUGUUCUGUUUCAGCCUGGCCAGGUAG
Onychomys torridus (southern grasshopper mouse) is the source of this 1614-nucleotide messenger RNA. RefSeq names its product keratin, type II cytoskeletal 73-like. Gene Ontology annotation, cellular component: keratin filament. Lineage: Eukaryota; Metazoa; Chordata; Mammalia; Rodentia; Cricetidae. Gene Ontology annotation, biological process: intermediate filament organization; keratinization. The transcript has 11 exons. Gene Ontology annotation, molecular function: structural constituent of skin epidermis. The coding region runs from base 1 to 1614 and encodes 537 amino acids. The record is from RefSeq and is a predicted model, not a curated record.